Molecule: messenger RNA, 771 nt
Organism: Abrus precatorius (Indian licorice)
Lineage: Eukaryota; Viridiplantae; Streptophyta; Magnoliopsida; Fabales; Fabaceae
Product: putative SNAP25 homologous protein SNAP30
Exons: 5
Coding region: 1-771 (256 amino acids)
Cellular component (GO): SNARE complex; plasma membrane
Molecular function (GO): SNAP receptor activity
Source: RefSeq, a predicted model, not a curated record
AUGUUUGGGUUUAGAAAAGCGCCACCAGCAAGGGCUUCUUCAGAACCCAUCCCUGCAGCAGCAAAAUCUGAAGGGAACUAUUUUGAUGAUGAGGAUGAUGACUGGGGGAGAAAGCCUUCAUCCACAGCAAAAGACAAGAACAGCCUUGAGAGCAAGAGUGUUCAGGAGCUGGAAGACUAUGCAGUGUCCAAAGCUGAAGACACAACAAAGAGUGUUAACAAUUGCUUAAGGAUUGCUGAGGAUAUUAGAGAGGAUGCCACAAGGACCCUUGACAUGUUGCACCAGCAGGGUGAACAGAUUACUAGGACUCACAAUAUGGUUGUUGAAACUGAGAAGGAUUUGAGUCGGGGUGAAAAACUCCUAAACAAUCUUGGGGGCAUGUUCUCUAAACCCUGGAAGCCAAAGAAGACCAGGGAAAUCCAAGGCCCUGUAAUUACACCAGAUAAUCCAUCCAAAAAGAAUAUAGCUAAUAAGGAAGACAGGGAGAAAUUGGGCUUAUCUCCUAUGCCCAAGGGACGCUCUGCUCCUACCACACCUCCUAAUGAACCAGCCAAUGCCUAUCAGAAAGUUGAUGUUGAGAAAGCCAAACAAGAUGAUGCACUCUCAGAUCUGAGUGACAUCUUGGGUGAUUUAAAGGGUAUGGCAAUUGGUAUGGGAACUGAGCUUGACAGGCAAAAUAAAGCUCUUGAUAAUCUGAGUGACGAUGUGGAUGAGCUGAAUUCUCGAGUUAAAGGUGCCAACCAACGUGCACGCAAAUUAGUAGGGAAGUGA